GCUCAGUGUCGUGGUGUGGAUUUUACUUGCCACCAGACUGCUAAAAAACUACAGUUGCAAGAUCUGAUUGUCUGAAAUUCGCCCAGACAAAAGAACUUUUACUACUAUGAGAUGAACCCAAGGCCCAAAAUCAGAUCACCUCCUCCCAAUUCCAAAUCCCCCUUCUUCAAUGUUUUACCCAAUUCUUCUUCCUCCUCCUCCCACAAGAUGCCACGCAAAUCCUUUAUCAAACCCACCCUAACCUUGGCUUCCCUCCUCUCCUUCUCCCUCUUUGCCCUCUACUUCGCUUUCUCCUCCCCCAAUUUCUACCUCCAGCAGAAAAUUCAUGAUGGUUACGGCGAUGAUAAGGCGAACAAGGUGAAGGUUUACGUGUACGAUUUGCCCAGGAAGUUUACUUACGGGGUGAUUGAGAGAUACGAGAAGUCCCGGGGAGGUGAGGCUAAAACCGACGAUGCGUUGCUCAAGUAUCCCGGCCACCAGCAUUCUGCCGAGUGGUACUUGUUUAGGGACUUGAAUCGGCCGAGUCGUGACCGAGUUGACUCGGCUGUUGCUCGGGUUUAUGAUCCUGACCAGGCUGAUCUUUUUUACGUCCCGUUCUUCUCGUCACUCAGUCUCGUGGUUAACUUGAAUCGGCCGGGGACUCUGGGUGCGGCGGCUCCGUCGUUGUAUAGUGAUGAGGAAAUGCAGGAAUCUUUAAUAGAGUGGUUGGAAAAUCAGGAGUAUUGGAAGAGGAAUAAUGGGUGGGACCAUGUGUUUAUAUGUCAGGAUCCUAAUGCUUUGUACAAGGUGGUGGAUAGGGUGAAGAAUGGGGUGUUGUUAGUUUCAGACUUUGGGAGAUUGACACACAAUCAGGGAUCACUUGUGAAAGAUGUGAUUUUGCCGUACUCACAUCGAAUUAAUUCAUAUUUAGGCAAUAUUGGGGUUGAGAAUCGUGAUAAACUGCUUUUCUUUAUGGGGAACAGAUAUCGAAAGGAGGGGGGAAAGGUCCGUGACUUGCUGUUCCAACUGCUUGAGAAUGAAGAAGAUGUUAUCAUAAAACACGGUGCACAGUCCAGAGAAUCUCGCAGAGAGGCAACAAGAGGGAUGCACACUUCAAAGUUCUGUUUGCAUCCAGCGGGUGAUACUCCAUCAGCUUGUCGGCUUUUUGAUGCUAUUGUGAGCUUGUGUAUACCUGUUGUUGUAAGCGACUAUAUCGAGUUGCCUUUUGAAGAUGUCAUAGACUACAGGAAAGUUGCAAUUUUUGUCGAUACAAAUACCGCUGUGCAGCCAGGAUACUUAGUGAAAUUGCUCAGGACAGUAAGCACAGAGAGGAUUUUGGAAUUUCAACGGAAUUUGAAGAAGGUUAAGCAUUACUUUGAAUACGAAGAUCCAAAUGGGACAGUGAAAGAAAUCUGGCGCCAAGUAUCACAGAAGCUACCCCUGGUUAAUCUGAUGAAGAACCGUGACAAACGGCUUGUGAAGAGGGAUUUGACAGAACCAGAUUGUUCUUGUCUUUGUUCAAACCAGUCAGGAAUCCAGACGACACUAUGAUUAUUGCCUAUUGGCGAAUUGCGUCACUGGAAUUGUGGCAACUGUACAUCAGCACGGAAGCACCGCCUCUCAUAUGGUCAGGGGAGUGACUAUUCUUUUCCGGAGACUGAUCUAGUUAUCCUGUCUGAUUCGUUCAUUCUUUCUCCGCUGUCACUCCGGUCACAAAACUAGAAGGGUCUCAUCAAAUGUAUUAUGCCUGAUAUUUUUGUCCUUUUCGCAAAAUGUUGAGUUAAUAGAAGCAGGAAUUAGUUGUUUAUGUAAAGAAAUGAGUUGUACAUUAUGACAUUAAAAACCACAGCAAUUAAAUCAAUUUGGCCUUGAUAAUUAUUUCUAA
Coffea eugenioides is the source of this 1864-nucleotide messenger RNA. Its product is annotated as probable arabinosyltransferase ARAD1. Bases 112 to 1530 code for a protein of 472 amino acids. The transcript has 4 exons. NCBI's taxonomy places the organism in Eukaryota, Viridiplantae, Streptophyta, Magnoliopsida, Gentianales, Rubiaceae. Gene Ontology annotation, molecular function: glycosyltransferase activity. The record is from RefSeq and is a predicted model, not a curated record.